AUGGGUUCACUUAAGAUUGAUUCAGGAGUGGCUAGAGAUAUGUUUGCUGGGUAUGUAGUUGCUGGGGAUAAGCUUUUUAAUAUGGUUGAUGAUAGGAGAUUUAGAAAUUGGGUGAAAUAUAUUAGUCCAACUUUGAAACUUCCUUCUAGGAAUAUGGUUAAGGCUGACAUAGUGAAAGUUUACAAGAGAGAAGCUGCGAAACUUAAAAAAAUUUUAGUUUCCAUUCCAAAUAGAAUUUACUUAACAUCUGAUCUUUGGACUUCCAGUACCAAUGAGGGGUUUAUAUGUUUGACUGCACAUUUUGUUGAUGAGAACUGGAAAUUACAGAGUAAAAUUCUCAAUUUUUGUCAUAUGCCUCCUCCUCACACAGGAUUUGAGUUGUCUUCUAAAAUCUUUACGCUUUUGACUGAGUGGAAAGUUGAUAAAAAAAAUUUUUCCAUUACUUUGGAUAAUGCUUCUUCUAAUGAUACUUGUGUUGAACACUUGAAAAGUACUUUGGAUGUGCAUGGUUCAUUGUUGUGUGGUGGUGAAUUCUUUCAUGUUUAUUGCUCUGCUCAUAUUUUAAAUCUUAUUGUCCAAGAUGGAAUGAAAAUAUGUGGUGAUGCAGUGUAUAAGAUUAGAGAGUCUAUUAAGUUUCUGAGAAAAUCUGAAAGUCGAAUGGUUAAGUUUAAAAAAUGUUUUAAAGAUAUUGAGGGACUUGAGUAUACGACUGCAUUAUGUUUAGAUGUUCCUACUAGGUGGAAUUCACUUUAUGCAAUGCUUGCAAGUGCUAUUCCUUAUAAGAAAGCUUUUGAAAUGUAUAAAGUAAAAGAAGCUGGGUUUAGGGAGUAUUGUCCUUCAUCAGAUGAGUGGAGAAGAACUGAAAAGAUAUGUGAUUUCUUGUUACUAUUUUACGAAACUACCAAGUUGAUGUCUGGAACUUCUUACCCAACAUCCAACUUGUAUUUUUUACAAGUUUGGCAAAUCCAGCUUAUUUUAAUGAAUAGUUUGAAGAAUGAUGAAGUGCUUAUAAGGAACAUGGGAGAAAAAAUGAUGAUUAAGUUCAAGAAAUAUUGGGAAGAAUACAGUGUUCUUGCAUUUAGGGCAGUUCUUGAUCCUAGAUUUAAACUCAACACUUUGGUUCAUUGCUAUAAUGAGAUUGAUCCUAUUAGUGCUAAAGACAAAGUGGAGCUUGUGAAGAGUAAGUUAUACAAGCUUUUUGAGGUUUAUGACCAAAAUUCCUCUACAACUAUAGAGAGUUCUUCCCAACUUUCAAGUAAUUUUUCUCAAGCAACAUCUUCUGCAAUUGGAACUCAGCUUAUUAAAAUUGUUGGUGAUUUGAUGUCCCGUAAUCAAGAAGCUGAAGUGAAAAGUGGAAAGAACCAACUGGAUAUUUAUUUGAGUGAGGCAAUAUUAUUUUGCAAUGAUGCAAUCAUUGAUGUUUUGCAAUGGUGGAAAGACAACCAUCAUCGUUUUCCAACACUAUCACUAAUGGCACGAGAUUUGUUGAGCAUUCCUAUUACUACCGUGGCUUCAGAAUCUACAUUUAGCAUGGGUUCUCAUGUUUUGAAUAAGUAUAAAAGUCGUUUGUUGUUAGAUAAUGUUGAAGCGAUGAAGAUAAAGAUUAGGAAGAUAUUGCAAAAAGAGAAGGCUAUUCUUCAAUAG
Arachis stenosperma is the source of this 1644-nucleotide messenger RNA. RefSeq names its product zinc finger BED domain-containing protein RICESLEEPER 2-like. Gene Ontology annotation, molecular function: protein dimerization activity; DNA binding. The transcript is spliced from 3 exons. The record is from RefSeq and is a predicted model, not a curated record. NCBI's taxonomy places the organism in Eukaryota, Viridiplantae, Streptophyta, Magnoliopsida, Fabales, Fabaceae. Bases 1 to 1644 code for a protein of 547 amino acids.